Messenger RNA from Malania oleifera, 962 nucleotides. Its product is annotated as protein PROTON GRADIENT REGULATION 5, chloroplastic. Bases 348 to 743 code for a protein of 131 amino acids. The record is from RefSeq and is a predicted model, not a curated record. Gene Ontology annotation, molecular function: electron transfer activity. Gene Ontology annotation, cellular component: chloroplast. NCBI's taxonomy places the organism in Eukaryota, Viridiplantae, Streptophyta, Magnoliopsida, Santalales, Ximeniaceae. Gene Ontology annotation, biological process: response to high light intensity; photosynthetic electron transport in photosystem I. The transcript has 2 exons.
GGACGGCUGUGUGAAAAACCAACGAGAGAGAGGUAGGACCCAGCCCAAAACGAGGAGCCAUUAGACUGCCAGAUACAGAUCUUCCCUUCCACCCCCUAAGAAAAAUAAAAAUGCUAAGCAGCCACCAGUAUGUGUGGCUCCCAAUGCUUCUUGACCAAUCUCUCACGCUGCCGUAUGCUAUUAACCAGAGGCUCUCAAAAUUUACACUUUAAAAAAUUUAUAUAUGUAUAUCAAGCCGUCAUCAAAUUAACACAUUAUUUCUCACAAAUUCCAGAAGCGGGGGAACUCAGAAGAGCAGCUAGGUAGCAGCUCUGUUUGCGCCGUUGUUCUGGAUCCAGCCCCUGACGAUGGCAGCGUCGGUUUCGACAACAGGGUUUACGGGAGGGUUGUGUUCUGCCUUCCACGGCAGCUGGGGAUCCGCCAUUAAGGGCGAAGAUUACGCCAUGCUAGCCCAAUCGGUGCCGAAGGUGGUUCGAGUGGGAAAGCGGCCGCCGCCGGGGCGGCUACUGCAACCGAUGAUGAAGAACGUGAAUGAGGGGAAGGGUGUGUUCGCUCCGGUGGUCGUCCUCACUCGCAACGUCAUCGGCAGGAAGCGCUUUAAUCAGAUCAGGGGCAAGGCCAUUGCCUUGCACUCUCAGGUGAUCACUGAAUUCUGCAAAUCGAUAGGAGCAGAUGCGAAACAGAGGCAAGGACUGAUUCGGCUGGCGAAGAAGAACGGGGAGAGACUCGGAUUUCUUGCCUGACUCUGUUUAUUAGGUUCGAAUAGUACUUAUUCCAGAUAUGCAACAGCUAUGAUGUAAUUGCCACUUCCAUAUAUGUAGUUUUUCAUUCUCAGUUUAUUUAUAUAUGUAAUAUUCUCAUGACAUUCGGUAGGACAGCGGCACCAAAGCUCCUUUUUAGUCCUGUUAUUAACUUACUCAUCAUGAGACAAAAAAAAAUAAAUGAAUGCAUUCCCUCGCUUA